Messenger RNA from Oryzias latipes (Japanese medaka), 2197 nucleotides. RefSeq names its product eukaryotic translation termination factor 1a (gene etf1a). NCBI's taxonomy places the organism in Eukaryota, Metazoa, Chordata, Actinopteri, Beloniformes, Adrianichthyidae. Gene Ontology annotation, molecular function: translation release factor activity. Gene Ontology annotation, biological process: translational termination. The record is from RefSeq and is a predicted model, not a curated record.
CCAGACUGUAGCACCACGCGCAGCGUGUGAGGGAGAGAAACCGGUCGGGAAAGCAACGUCAUUCCUCUUGACUAUCGACUCGACAUAAAGCAGCCGAUAGAGAACGGAGUGGAGCGGUGUUGUCCGUGGCAGCUUGUCCAGCUGCCCAGCUCUGGUCAGGUGUAGCAGCGGACACGGCGCCAGGGGUUUGAAGAGGUGCUGAAGCGAUUACAGCAGAAAGAUGGCGGACGACCCCAGCGCGGCGGACAGGAACGUGGAGAUAUGGAAAAUCAAGAAACUGAUCAAAAGUUUAGAAGCUGCCCGCGGUAAUGGCACCAGUAUGAUCUCACUGAUCAUCCCACCUAAGGACCAGAUUUCCAGAGUGGCCAAGAUGUUAGCUGAUGAGUUUGGCACAGCGUCCAACAUCAAGAGUCGAGUUAACCGGCUUUCUGUGCUUGGGGCCAUCACUUCUGUACAGCAAAGACUAAAACUCUACAACAAAGUGCCACCCAACGGUUUAGUUGUGUACUGUGGCACAAUUGUGACAGAAGAAGGCAAGGAGAAAAAAGUCAAUAUAGACUUUGAACCUUUUAAGCCAAUCAACACCUCUCUUUACCUCUGUGACAACAAGUUCCACACCGAGGCGUUGACGGCCCUUCUUUCGGAUGACAGCAAGUUUGGCUUUAUUGUGAUUGAUGGUAGUGGAGCAUUGUUUGGCACACUGCAAGGCAACACCCGGGAGGUGCUGCACAAGUUCACUGUGGACCUACCCAAAAAGCACGGCAGAGGAGGACAGUCCGCGCUGCGUUUUGCUCGUCUACGAAUGGAGAAAAGACAUAACUACGUGAGGAAAGUGGCUGAGACCGCUGUCCAGCUCUUUGUGUCCAAUGACAAAGUAAACGUGGCAGGAAUGGUCCUUGCUGGAUCUGCUGACUUCAAAACCGAACUUAGCCAGUCGGACAUGUUUGACCCAAGAUUACAGGCCAAAGUUCUGAAGCUUGUUGACAUCUCCUAUGGAGGAGAGAACGGUUUCAACCAGGCCAUUGAGCUCUCAGCAGAGGUUCUAUCAAAUGUCAAAUUCAUCCAAGAAAAGAAGCUCAUAGGGCGGUACUUUGAUGAGAUCAGUCAGGAUACGGGGAAGUACUGCUUCGGAGUGGAGGACACACUCAAAGCACUUGAAAUGGGAGCCGUGGAGAUCCUCAUUGUUUAUGAGAAUUUAGAUACCAUGCGUUAUGUUCUUCGUGUGCAUGGAGCAGAGAGCAACGGGGCCGAAAAUGAUGAAAAAACUCUGUAUUUGACGCCAGAGCAAGAGAAGGACAAAUCUCACUUCACAGAUAAGGAAACAGGACAGGAACACGAGCUGAUCGAGAGCAUGCCCCUGCUGGAGUGGUUCGCAAACAACUACAAGAAAUUUGGAGCCACGCUUGAAAUAGUGACCGACAAGAGCCAGGAAGGGUCCCAAUUUGUCAAGGGCUUUGGAGGCAUUGGGGGUAUCUUGCGGUACAGGGUGGACUUCCAGGGCAUGGAAUACCAAGGAGAGGACGAUGAGUUCUUUGAUUUGGAUGACUACUAGGUAGUCUUGGACUGAUAUUUAGAGGGAAAAAAAGAAUUGAAGAAUUAAGGAAAGAAGAAAAAAACGCCACCUCUCUUGCAGCAAGUGAGAGGGGUUCCAGUGUUGACGAUAUUAAUGACAGACACACCUUCCAAUUUACCUGUUGCAUACACAAAUUUGCAAAUACAUCUGUACACAAAACAAAAAUGCAUUACACAGGUUGGAGAGGAGUGAGAUUUUCUUUCAUCCAGAAAGGAAAAAUGCCCUUCCUGAAUAAAUCCCUGCCUUAGAUUGCUGGAUCCUUCCCCUAGUUGGAUUGGACUCGACUCAUUUUGGUUGUUUUUUUGUUUUUGUUUUUUUCUCCCCGCUGCCUUCCCAUCAUUUUAAACACAACAGCAAGUUCCCAGAUUCCUCGCUGUCUCCAACUCUGUCUGAAGAUUAACUUUGGACUUGCCCCCGACGUACAGAAAAUAUAUUUUCCUUUCUUGCCUCAUGUCCCCACCCUCUUUCUCUUCUGCCCUGUCAUGUUCUUUUUUUUUUUUUUUGCAUUUCAUUUUUUUACUGGUAACUGCUGCUGUUGCAUUUUAUGAGAGUGGGGGAUUUUUUUUACCUGGGUUUCUGUAGAGAAAGGGGGACAAAGUAUUAAAUUUGAACUGCUAAAAACCA